UAAAGUCACCUUGGCGAUGCUGCCUUCCAAAGGACGUGUGACGUCGCGGCUCCACCCUACCCUCUCCCUGUACGUCAACCGCUUCUCUACCUCAGACGGACUGGUCAGUACCAUGUGUGUGCUUGAGAUUGUUAAGAAGUUCUAUUGCAAUGUAUGACCUUUUUUUUUAUUUUCGGUUUGGCUUGAGUAUUGUAUUAUCACUACUGAGAAUAAACAAACGCAAAAUAAUAUAGAUAAAACUCGGCAAGGGAAAAUGUAAGGGAUUUAAGAUACGAGGAUUUGAACCUGGGCUUAAACAUCUAACCGUUGAGUUUAAUACCAAUACAUGAUCCACUUGCAUUACGUUCAAUCGGAAAUCAAAAUUAAGGAUUUUUAAAUGAAUUCUUAUUUGGCAAUCGGCUGAAUAAUUUCACAGGCAGUGCUUUAUUCUGUACCUUCCAAUCAGCUAAAUACUUCACAGGCAGUGCUUUACUCUUAAAAAUACCGAUCAGCUGAAUAAUUUCACAGGCAGUGUUUUAUUCUUUACCUUCCAAUCAGCUGAAUACUAAACAGGCAGUGCUUUAUUCUUUACCUCCCAAUCAGCUGAUUAUUUCACAACCAGUGCUUUAUUAUUUACCUUGCAAUCCAAUCGGCUGAAUAUUUCACAGGCAGUGCUUUAAUCUUUACCUUCCAAUCAGCUAAAUACUUCACAGGCAAUGCUUUAUUCUUUACCUUCCAAUCGACUGAAUAAUUUCACAGGCAGUGCUUUAUUCUGUACCUUCCAAUCGGCUGAAUAAUUUCACAGGCAGUGCUUUAUUCUUUACCUUCCAAUCAGCAGAAUAAUUUCACAGGCUGUGCUUGAUUCUUUACCUUGCAAUCGGCUGAAUAAUUUCACAGGCAGUGCUUCAUUCUAUACCUUCCAAUCAGCUGAAUAAUUUCACAGGCAGUGCUUAAUUCUUUACCUUCCAAUCAGCAGAAUAAUUUCACAGGCUGUGCUUUAUUCUUUACCUUGCAAUCGGCUGAAUAAUUUCACAGGCAGUGCUUCAUUCUAUACCUUCCAAUCAGCUGAAUAAUUUCACAGGCAGUGCUUUAUUCUUUACCUUCCAAUCAGCUGAAUAAUUUCACAGGCAGUGCUUUAUUCUUUACCUUCCAAUCACCUGAAUACUUCACAGGCAGUGCUUUAUUCUUUACCUACCAAUCAGCUGAAUAUUUCACAGGCAGUGCUUUAUUCUUUACCUUCCAAUCAGCUGAAUAUUUCACAGGCAGUGCUUUAUUCUUUACCUUCCAAUCAGCUGAAUAAUUUCACAGGCAUUGCUUUAUUCUUUACCUAACAAUCAGCUAAAUACUUCACAGGCAGUGCUUUACUCUUAAACCUACCGAUCAGCUGAAUAAUUUCACAGGCAGUGUUUUAUUCUUUACCUUCCAAUCAGCUGAAUACUAAACAGGCAGUGCUUUAUUCUUACCUCCCAAUCAGCUGAAUAUAUCACAACCAGUGCUUUAUUAUUUACCUUGCAAUCCAAUCGGCUGAAUAUUUCACAGGCAGUGCUUUAAUCUCUACCUUCCAAUCAGCUAAAUACUUCACAGGCAAUGCUUUAUUAUUUACCUUCCAAUCGGCUGAAUAAAUUCACAGGCAUUGCUUUAUUCUGUACCUUCCAAUCGGCUGAAUAAUUUCACAAGCAGUGCUUAAUUCUUUACCUUCCAAUCAGCUGAAUAAUUUCACACUCAGUGCUUUAUUCUUUACCUUGCAAUCGGCUGAAUAAUUUCACAGGCAGUGCUUCAUUCGAUACCUUCCAAUCAGCUGAAUAAUUUCACAAGCAAUGCUUUAUUCUUUACCUUCCAAUCGGCUGAAUAAUUUCACAAUCAGUGCUUUAUUCUGUACCUUCCAAUCGGUUGAAUAAUUUCACAAGCAGUGCUUAAUUCUUUACCUUCCAAUCAGCUGAAUAAUUUCACAGGCAGUGCUUUAUUCUUUACCUUCCAAUCAGCUGAAUAAUUUCACAGGAAGUGCUUAAUUCUUUACCUUCCAAUCAGCUGAAUAAUUUCACAAGCAGUGCUUAAUUCUUUACCUUCCAAUCAGCUGAAUAAUUUCACAGGCAGUGCUUUAUUCUUUACCUUCCAAUCAGCUGAAUAAUUUCACAGGCAGUGCUUACUUCUUUACCUUCCAAUCAGCUGAAUAAUUUCACAGGCAGUGCUUAAUUCUUUACCUUCCAAACAGCUGAAUACUUCACAGGCAGUGCUUUAUUCUUUACCUUCCAAUCAGCUGAAUACUUCAGGCAGUGCUUCAUUCUUUACCUUCCAAUCUGCUGCAUAUUUCACAUCCAUUCCUUACAUUACAUGUUUUAAUCACAAGGAUAUUUCACUUAGACCAUUGAAAGGUAGAUUACGGUAUAAAUCUUUCACCCCCAUCCUCACAGAUCAUCACCAUCAAUGGUGCCACCAUCCUUCAGCCGGACAUCGUCACCGACAACGGCAUCCUUCACAUCGUUGACCGAAUCAUCGCCCCUGUCGGCAGUCACAUGACCAUCGCCGAAUACCUGGAGAACCCCCAAGUCCGUGGUCUUUCGUUCAGGUGA
This is a messenger RNA of Lymnaea stagnalis (great pond snail), 2549 nucleotides long. The record is from the annotation of a GenBank genome assembly. Lineage: Eukaryota; Metazoa; Mollusca; Gastropoda; Lymnaeidae.